CUUUUGUGCGAGUUGCGGAAGACAAUUGAAGUUUUCCAUAAACUAGCGGAAAGAAAGAGAGAACCGGAAAGAGAGAGUCAUUCCCGUCAUCGCGCGUUAUUCCGUCGACGUUUAGGCCCGUUGGAGUGAAGAUGAAGACCACAAAGGGGGGGAAGGUCAUGAACCCUACCGACGCCUAUAGGAAGGAACUUCGCAAGAAGGAGCUGAAGAGGAACAAAAAAGAAAGAAAGAAGGUCAGGGAAGUUGGAAUCUUGAAGAAGGACCCUGAAACAAUCAGAGAACAGAUCGAGAAGUUGGAGAUGAUGAAAGCAGAUGGUGCUCUAGACAAGGCAAGGAAGCACAAGAAAAGGCAACUCGAGGACACAUUGAAGCUUGUUUUGAAAAAGAGGAAGGAGUAUGAAGAGAAAAUGCGGGAAAAGGGUGAGACACCAGUGAUGUUCAGCCACUUGGGUCCUCCUCGUAGACGAACAACUGCAGAGGAAGAUGAAAGAGCAAAACAUCCAAAACCAGAGGACUCUGUUUAUUAUCAUCCAACACUAAACCCUACAGGGGCACCGCCUCCUGGAAAGCCUCCCAUGUACAAGUCAUCUAUAGGACCUAGGAUUCCUUUGUCAGAAGCUUCGUCAAGCAGUCAAGUAUCUACAUCAAAGUUAGAGUCAGAGGAUGCAUCUUUAGCUGUACCUCCUCUACCCCCUCUUGCGGAUUCCAGUGAAUUGGGUUCUAAAGAUGGUUCUUCUACUCCAUCAUUGCCUUUACCUCCUCCACCUCCAAUGCCACCAAAAUCUGCUGCAACAGACAUUGGUACAAAAUUGCCUCCACCACCACUGCCACCACCACCACCAGGGCCCCCACCUAAAGAGCAAGCAGUUCAGACUCAGCUUCCUCCACCUCCUCCACUUCAACGAUCAACUCAGCCACCUCCACCAGGUACCAGUGGAAGCACACUAGAAAAGGGUCAAGCUGGAAUAUUGAAUGACCCAGAUAACAAGGAUCCAGAUCUGGUGCCAUCCAUGCUCCCUCCACCUCCCCCUCCACCUGGGUUGCCACCAAAAUUGGGUGGUCAUCAAUCUGAAAGUGCAGUAUCUGACUCUGAUGCCACUAAUUCUACAGGGACUAAGGAUGUAGUUAAGAUGAUUCCACCGCCACCACCACCAGGGCCACCAACAGCAGUGCCUAGACCUGCCUUGAUGCCCACUCUACAGCCUGAUGUAUUACCCCCAGGCAUUUCACGUUUUCCACCACCCCCUCCACCAGAUAUGAGGCCACCACCAUCGGGCCGUGGUCUUCCUAGCCAACCUCCUCCUGGAAUGAUCAUCCCAUCAAUUUCAAGAUCACCUUUUGGUCCACCACCUGGACCACCCCCUAUGAUGAGGCCCCCACUCCCACCCACCUCUUUUCCUCCCUUUCAGGAAGAUGAUCAUUCUGCAGUUAGACCUUCUGUGCCUCAGAAGCCAUCUUAUGUCAAAUCAGCAGCAUCAACAGUCGUAAAGAGGCCAUUAGCACAGCAUACUCCAGAACUUACGGCUAUGGUUCCUGCAUCUGUACGAGUGAGGAGAGAGUCUGCUGUUCAGAAACCAAAACCCAGGCCAUCUAUGUCAACAGGGGCAACAGCCCCGCGUGCAGCAGCUCCAGCUGUCCCUGGGAAGUCAGAAUCAGUUAACCUUUCAUCUGCACCAAAGACACAAAGCAUUGAUGAUUCGUAUAUGGCCUUUUUGGAGGACAUGAAGGCUCUCGGUGCACUUGAUGGUUGAGCAACUUGAGCUAGCUAGCUGGUCACUUUGUGCAAAGAAUACGGAGGUUUCAAACAUGUACCGAGAGGAAAAUGGAAAAACAAGAGGCUUUGGACGCAUUAGUUAUUCAUUUAGCUAGCCUUGGUUUCUUCUCUUGAAAUUUCCAUUUUGGAAUUUGCAUUCUUGCAUUAUGGGCGUUUCCAUUGCACCAUGCUGUAACUGGGGAACCUUGUUUUUUCCUUGCUUCCCAACGAUGGUGUAAUGUGGAGAUAUUUCAGUGUAAUGAAUCAUCAGAAAUGUUACCUGGGAGCAAUUUGGGAAUUGCAUCACAUAUAUCAUUUAUUACUUUUUGCAGUGAAGCUGUUGAUGUAAAUGAUUUAGUUAUUCUUCUA
Nelumbo nucifera (sacred lotus) is the source of this 2122-nucleotide messenger RNA. Its product is annotated as protein EARLY FLOWERING 5-like. Gene Ontology annotation, cellular component: spliceosomal complex. Lineage: Eukaryota; Viridiplantae; Streptophyta; Magnoliopsida; Proteales; Nelumbonaceae. Gene Ontology annotation, biological process: RNA processing. The record is from RefSeq and is a predicted model, not a curated record.